CGCGACGCCACCUUGGGUGUUCGUGUUCGUGUUGUUUACAUUUUCACACAAAACAAAAUCGGCUCGACGAGUGGCGGUGACGGGCACUGGUAACGACGGCGGCGGCGGCAACAAGCAGUCAUAAGCCCAGCAGUGCAGAAAUCGCAACAACUAACGCGCGACGGCAAAACAACGCAAACCAGAGUGCGACCGAAACAGGGGCCACGCGAGUGCAAGCGAAGAGGAAAGGAAACAGUACCGUUAAUCCGCUUCAUCAUCAUCAUCACCGUCAUCGUCAUCGUCGACCGCGGCCCACGUCUUUGUUCCCCGCCAGAACGAGGCCAUUUCACAACUGUGUCUCCCUAGCCUCGGCCCCAUUAGGUGGAAAGGGGGCGGGGAAAGCAACAGUUGGCAUUGGCUGGUGUUUGGUUGUCAUCAUCCGGUUUGCCCAUCGCGCGGUAGACGACGAAAGUGGGUUGCUCGAUGCCGCGGGUUUUACACGUACACGGUCCGCAAAGCAAGGAACGACGCUGAAAGUACGUGAGCGUCUGGCGGAAGUGAUUGCGUGUGUGUGUGUGUUUGUGUGUUUGUAGAACUUCCGAAAGAUGGACUACGUCUACAUGACCGGCGGUGAUCCGGGCAAUCCGAGGGCCGAAGACAUCAUCACACUUACGAUGUACGACAACGAUCCGACCGGUGCCGUGCCGGAGUAUCCAGAUGCUGCCGAAUACGGUGCGUUUAACAUUGGUUCCUCCGAGGCGGAGUACAUCGAGCACGGCAUGAUGCUGGCGGACGGAGGCGACCGAUUCGGCGUGUCUACCGUCUGCUUCGAUACGCAGGAAGAGCUGUUCUGGAUGGGUAACCAGGGUGGGCACGUGACGUCCUACUACGGCAGCGCCAUGCAGAAGUACACCUCGUUCCAGGUGCACGCCAACGAAGUGGUACGGCAGAUAGUGACGAUCGAUACGGGCAUCCUGGCGCUUACGCCCACCUCCCUGCGGCACCAGCUACGGCGCGGCAUACCGAAGUUUACCUUCCGCUCGGAGCGCAUGGUCGAUAUGGUGUGCAUGAUCGAGCACGCGCCCGCCCGCCUCUUGAUGGGCGGCCAUCAGAGCGAUCUGAUCGAGCUCGAUCUGGCCACGGGUACCGAGCUGACCAGCGUCGUGGCGGGCGUCAAUGGGUGUGCGAUCCUGCGCCGCCAUUCGCGCUACCUUUGCGCGGGCGAUGCAUACGGCAAGAUAACGCUGCUCGAUCCGAACACACUGGCGAUCGAGCACGAGCUACCGACGCACUCCGGCAGCCUGUCCGACUUUGACGUGCAGGGGAACUAUCUCAUUUCGUGCGGGUUGAGCGGCCGCCAGGGCAAUCUGACGAUCGAUCGCUUCCUGAUGGUGUACGAUAUGCGCAUGCUGCGACUAGUGUCCCCGAUCCAGGUGCUGGUGGAACCGCAGUUGUUGCGUUUUCUGCCCUCGCACUACUCCCGGCUGGCGGUUGUGUCGCCGCACGGGCAGCUACAACUCGUCGACACGGUCGAGCUGAGCGAACCACGGGUGUGCAUGUUCCAGAUCAACACGAGCGGGUCGCAGUGUUUGUCGUUCGACAUAAGCGCCACCAGCCAGGCGAUGGCAUUCGGCGACCAGUCCGGUCACAUCAAUCUAAUUACGGCGGCCAAAAUCAACACCCCGACGCUGCAAUUUAACCCGUACUCGCGGGACACCGAGUUUGCGGACACAAUCGAACCGGCGACACCGUUCGUACCACUGACGGACACCAACUUCCCGCUGUCGUCCGUGCUGCUGCCCCACCUGACGACCGGCGAGCGGUGGCUGAGCGAUUGGCCACCGUGGAUGAACACGUACGAGCACUGGCGCACCAAGCCGAUCGACCCGGUCGUGAUUGCCACGAUGAAGAUGCAGGGUCCGAUCGGGUACGCACCGAACCCGCGCACCGGACUGCGCUAUCAGAUCCCCUACCUGCUGGACGGAACGAAUGGUGCGCUGGCGGCCGGCUCUGCCGCCUCGACCGCCCACGGCUCAUCCGCUGCGAAAGGUGGCGCCGGGGUGGAGCAGCAGGGCAUGAAGCUUGUGCCCCGCCGGUACCGCAAGGUGGAGGUGAAGUACAGCAAGCUGGGCACGCAGGAUUUUGACUUUGAGCAGUACAACCAGACGAGCUUUGUCGGGCUGGAGGCAAACCUGCCGAACGCGUACUGUAACGCGAUGCUGCAGGUACUGUACUUCAUCAUACCACUGCGCAAAGCGAUUCUGGCCCACUGUUGCGCGAAGGAGUUCUGUCUCUCGUGCGAGCUUGGCUUCCUGUUUCACAUGCUCAACGUCGGCAGCUCGAGCUCGCCGUGCCAAGCGAGCAACUUUCUGCGCUCCUUUCGCACCGUGCCGGAAGCGGCCGCACUCGGCCUCAUCCUGUCCUCCAACAGUGCGAACGUGAACCUGAUCAGCCUGAUACAGAACUGGAACCGGUUCGUGCUGCACCAGAUCCACUCCGAGCUGCUCGAGGCGCUCAAAAAGAACGAAACGAUGCACUUUUACGAGCAACAACCGUCACUGCAGCAGCAGCAGCACACGCCCGAACAGGACAGUGUGCAAAAGUUUCAGAUCCUUAACCUCGGCAACGGGGGGAAACCGGCCGGUGGUGCUACAGCCACCGCCACACAGCCCCACAGCACCGCCGGCGGGCAGGAUGAGUCGGAAAUUGGGCGACUGUUCGGUACGCAGCAGCAAACGACCCACCGCUGCAACAAGUGCAACACGACGCGCGUCAAGGACAAUGUGCUGCUCGUGUGCAGCUUGCUCUACCCGACCGCCACCACCAACAACGUGGAGGGCACGUUCGGCACCAUCUUGAAGCAUUCGCUCGGGGUGGAGAAAACGACACCGGCCUGGUGCGAAACGUGCAACAAGUUUACGCCGACGAAUCAGAAAUCGCGCGUUACCGGUCUGCCCGCCAUCCUGUCGAUUAACUGUGGCCUAGACAACGAGAAGGAGCUGGAGUACCUGAAGCGCCAAAUGUCCCGGUCGGCUGGUACACACUCUUCGCCGAGCAGUCAGCAGCCGGCGGGAGGAAAUGGAGGGACAGGUACGCCGGCUGGGUCGGGAGCGGCAACGGAUCAGGCAGCGGGAUCGGUGACGUUCAACGGGUCCGGCACCGGCACGAAGAUGUGCCGGUAUGGGACGAACUGUUCGCGCGUUGACUGUCAUUUCGCUCAUCCAAGAAAAUCGUCACCCUGUGUGAUAUCGGCCGCUUCGUCCGCCUCAACGUCUGCUGCUGCAUCCCAUGGCAUGCAGAAGUCGUGGUUCCCACUCAGCUUCCAGAUGUCACUCGAUGAGCAGCAGGACCUGGACAUUAGUUCGCUAAGAACUGCCUCAAACGGCGAACCGGUGAUGCCGAACGUUGCUCCAGAGCCCGACACGCCCUCCGAUGUGGAAGGAAGGGAAGAAACUACCCCGAACGAAGAUCCACCGCCAGCUCAGAAAGUUACAAAAACCUACAACCUAUCCGCGGUCGUUUGCUACAUCAACGACGGUUCCCAGCACAAUCUAGUGUCGCUGAUUCACGUGCCCGCCUACUACCAGCAGCCCAAACAACAACCGGGCGACGCUGCCAGCACCGCAGGCAGUUGGUACAUUUUCAACGAUUUUAGCAUUUCCCCGGUACCGGUGCAGGAGGCGGUCUGGUUUACGCUCGACUGGAAGGUACCGUGCGUACUGUUCUACACCAGCAGCAUGCUGGCCGAGGAGCAGUGCCGUCUGGGGCUGGGCCUGCACAGUGAGCAACUCACGCAGUACGUAAAUCCCUUCAGCACCGAUCUGUACGAGGACGAAAGUACGGACGAUGGAUCCGUCCACCGCCAGACAGCGGACGGUGCUAGUGACGCGAUCGAUAAAGCUGACCCGGAAGUGAAACACCCGGACCACGGUGCGGACACUGCAAUCCUGUUCAAACCGCUCGGACGCACCGAACGCUUACAGGCCGGCGAUCUCGUUGCGAUGGAUGCGGAAUUCGUGACGCUCAACCCGGAGGAGAGCGAGAUCCGCUCGGACGGUAAAAUGUCGACCGUGAAGCCGAGCCACAUGAGCGUCGCACGCAUCACGUGCAUACGGGGGCAGGGCGACUACGAGGGCGUACCGUUUAUGGACGAUUACAUCUCCACCCAGGAGCAGGUCGUGGACUAUCUGACCAAGUUUUCCGGCAUCAAGCCGGGCGAUCUGGACGCGAACUUUAGCAACAAGCGGCUGACCACGCUCAAGAACUCGUACCAGAAGCUGCGCUUUCUCGUCGACAGUGGUGUCAUCUUUGUCGGGCACGGUUUGCGGAACGACUUUCGCGUGAUCAACAUAAUCGUGCCGCCGGAGCAGGUCGUCGAUACGGUGCACCUGUUCCAUCUGCCCCACCAUCGGAUGGUGUCGCUGCGCUUUCUGGCCUGGCAGUUUCUCGGCAUCAAGAUACAGUCGGAGACGCACGACUCGAUCGAGGACGCCCGGACGGCGCUGCACCUGUACAAGCACUAUCUGCGGCUGCAGGAGAAGGACGAAUUUUCGCGCGCCCUCUCGACGCUGUACGACACGGGCAAGAAGCUGCAGUGGAAGGUGCCGGAUUGAUGAAGGAGUGAAAGAGGAAAGUGAUAGAGUUCAACUGAUGGUGCGUGUACGCAAGGGGGAAUAGGUAAAGGCAGGUGGCAUUUGUUGAGACGUUGCGAUCCCGCCCACCCCCUCCCUUUGUUAUAUGUUCGAGAUGUGUGUAUAGAGUAACUAUUUAAUACUACAAACAAUACAAUACAAUAUUUUCUAUAAUUAUCGCGUACUAUUUCCUGCCUUUUCUGCGUCCGGAAAAUGUGCUGUAGCUUAGUUUUGCAAAUGGUAAUUUAAGUGCAUUUCCACUUCGUGUUGAUUGAGUUAAAAUUAAUCCUUUUAAAAUAAACAUUUUUUAAGAUUCUUUCCGCCAACGAAACGCCGGUUAAAUGUCGUAUCGUUGUUACAGUUCUGGUGCUAGUCACUUUAAUAGUCUUUAGUGUGGCUAUUCUUGGCUCUUGAAGGUAGUAAAAAAUCUGAUUGUGCAUACACUUACAGCCCCUAGGACGGCACUCUGCUGGUUUGCUUCCCCAAAUUCGACCCAAGUCAUU
Messenger RNA from Anopheles merus, 5113 nucleotides. It is a transcript of the gene PAN2, whose product is annotated as PAN2-PAN3 deadenylation complex catalytic subunit PAN2. Bases 585 to 4592 code for a protein of 1335 amino acids. The record is from RefSeq and is a predicted model, not a curated record. The transcript is spliced from 5 exons. Gene Ontology annotation, molecular function: poly(A)-specific ribonuclease activity; nucleic acid binding; protein binding. Gene Ontology annotation, biological process: nuclear-transcribed mRNA poly(A) tail shortening; mRNA processing. Gene Ontology annotation, cellular component: P-body; PAN complex. Lineage: Eukaryota; Metazoa; Arthropoda; Insecta; Diptera; Culicidae.